GCGGCUAUUACAGGAAAAAAAGAAGAAGGAAAUAACUGUAAUAAUAAAUUGAUCUCAAAACACCUGCAUAUUUUAAUUUUUCCCCCUUUUCGGCAACGAAUUGCAGAAAUACAAGUGGUUUUUCCUGGAUUUUCUAACACAAUUUUGCCCUCGAUCGGAUCCCCCGAAGUUACAUUGAUCGAAAGUUCCAGAGAGAAAAAAAGUGAAGCAAAUUUCAUUGUUUUCUUUUUCUUUAAUUUGGGCUAUGGAAUUAGUGAAAAUGAAUUGUGAGGCGGUGCCAGAAUGAAUAGUGGUGAGCCAAAUUCUGACGUUUGACGUGCCAAUCAUGUGGUUUUCCUUCUGGAGAUCCAGAGAUCGGUUCUCCUUAGACGAACUCAGUGUGCAGAUAUUUAACAGACCAGCUGCAGAAAGUUCAAAUUGUUAAUGAAGUUAAUAAGGAUUUUGUCAUUGAGGCACUGAGAUCUAUUGCAGAGUUGUUGACAUAUGGUGACCAGCAUGACUCAUCUUUUUUCGAGUUUUUCAUGGAGAAGCAAGUCAUGGGAGAGUUCAUACGUAUACUGAAGAUUAGCAAAGCUGUGACUGUUUCUCUUCAGUUACUUCAAACAAUAAGCAUUAUGAUUCAAAACCUUAAAAGUGAACAUGCCAUAUACUAUAUGUUCAGUAAUGAACAUGUUAACUACCUAAUAACUUAUUCAUUUGACUUCCGCAAUGAAGAGCUACUUUCUUACUAUAUAUCGUUCUUAAGAGCAAUAAGUGGAAAGUUGGACAGGAAUACAAUUUCUCUGCUUGUAAAGACUCGGGAUGAAGAAGUAGUUUCUUUCCCAUUGUAUGUUGAGGCAAUACGGUUUGCUUUUCAUGAAGAAAGCAUGGUUCGCACUGCAGUGCGUGCGCUAACACUUAAUGUUUAUCAUGUUGGAGAUGAAUUUGUCAAUAAAUUCGUUACUAGUGCUCCUCAUUCUGUUUAUUUUUCAAACUUGGUCUCAUUUUUCCGGGAGCAGUGCAUCAAUUUAAGCAAAUUGGUAUCUAACUGUCCAAAAAAUCCAUGCUCAGAGUCAGUCUCUGCAAUACUUGCUACUGUAGAUGAAAUUGAGGAUAAUCUCUACUACUUUAGUGAUGUUAUUUCUGCUGGGAUUCCUGUUGUUGGGAGGUUAAUAACAGACAACAUUAUGCAGCUAUUGAUACUUCCUUUGCUGUUUCCGGCUCUCCAGAUAGACCCUGACAGUAACAUGAAGAUUGGUGCAGUCACUUCUUUGUAUCUACUUUGUUGCAUCCUGCGCAUUGUGAAAAUCAAGGAUCUGGCAAGCACCAUUGCUGCUGCUCUUUUUUGUCCAGUAGAAGCCUUUGUUCCAAAUUCUGAAGCUACACUCAAUGGCUAUGUUUCUGGCAAUGAUUUUACACAUGAAAAUGAAGUGCCAGGCACUGAUAGUGUUACUCUGGUGAAUGCUGGACAAUUAUGUCUUAAUAUACCAAACAAGGAUUGUUCUUCACAGGUUCAUCCUGAAGACAUUGUCACAGAAAAGAAUUUUUGCAGUUCACAUUUGCCUUUGAGGGAAACUUUGCUUUCAUAUAUCACUGAUGGAGACGAUGUACGGGCCUUGGGCUCUUUGAGUGUGUUGGCUACACUGUUGCAAACAAAGGAAUUGGAUGAAUCAAUGCUAGAUGUUCUUGGCAUUCUUCCUCAACGCAAACAACACAAAAAACUCUUACUGCAAGCUUUGGUAGGUGAGGGCUCGGGUGAAGAGCAACUUUUUUCUUUUGAAAGUGGCUCCAUAAGAGAUGGUGUUGCUAGUGAGAUUGAUGGAUAUCUACAAAAGUUGAAGGAAGACUAUGGAGUGUCUUGUUCUUUUGCAGGAGCAGGAACAAGGGCAAGCCCUCGUAUAUAUAGACACCAGGUCCUUGAUGCAUUGGUCAGUCUUCUUUGCCGAUCAAAUAUAUCUGCAGAAACUUUGUGGGAUGGUGGUUGGCUUUUGCGCCAAUUGCUCCCCUAUAGUGAGGCUGAGUUCAAAAGUCAUCAUCUUAAAUUGUUGAAGGAUUCAUAUAGGAACUGCACAAGUUUUCUUCUACAGGAGACUAAAGGGAUCUGGCGUGAUCUACUUAUAACAGUGCUUUGUGAUGAGUGGAAAAAAUGCAAAAGAGCAAUUGAGGCUUCAUCCCCUCGAAAGGAGCCAAAGUGCAUACUUUUGUCAUUUCAGAAAUUGACUUCUGAAGAUAUUCCAGCUGACUCAUCGUUAGCUUCUGGUGAGAGGAUGAGUGAACUGGUGAAGGUAUUUGUACUUCUUCAUCAACUUCAAAUUUUCUCCAUCGGGAGGGCUUUGCCCGAGCAGCCCUCUAUCCUUCCUCCAGUUGAUAUCCCAGAAAUGUCCCGUGCCGGGGCAGCUGGUCUGGAUGUAUCAGGUCCAAGGCCGGGCACUGAAAUAAGACUUGUUAAUGCUUUGCCUUGUAGGAUUGCAUUUGAGAGGGGCAAAGAACGUCAUUUCUUCUUUCUAGCAGUUUCUAUGGGCACAUCGGGAUGGGUUCUCCUUUCUGAAGAGUUACCCUUGAAGCAGUAUUAUGGAGUUGUCCGUGUUGCCGCACCUUUGGCUGGUACAAAUCCUAGAAUUGAUGAUAAGCAUUCAAGAUGGCUACACUUACGGAUUCGUCCAUCAACUUUACCCUUUUCGGAUCCUCCCAAAUCUGGUGGACUUGGAAAAAUGAGAAUAAAAACUCUAGUUGAUGGGAGAUGGACCUUAGCUUUCAGGGAUGAUGAAUCCUGCAAAAGUGCUUUAUCUAUGAUUCUUGAGGAGAUUAAUCUACAAAGCAGUGAAGCUGAGAGAAGACUAAAACCAGUACUUGACCUUGAACUGUAGAUUCGUCAAAUUUUUCUCCAUAUCCUCUAAGUAUUUCAAAGUACAAACACCUUGGACUCCAUUAUAGUUGCCAACUUGUUUAAAUGGUUAGCUUUAUGCUUUUGCAGUGAGAGUUUGUGGUCUUUUCACUUUUUUGUAUAUAUGCUCCUAAGGCAACCCCAGAUAUACCCUCAAGUGUAGAUUAGCUCCGCAGAUUUAGUGCCAUUCUUUGUAUAUUAGCUAUCCCUUGCCUGAUUUGUUUGUUUAUUGGCCUUGCCUGCUCAUUUGGCCUUUAUUUUUUUUCUGUUCAUUAUCGAGCGGCUUCCUAGCUUAGGCUUUUCUCCCCCUAAUUUUGUAAGUUGCGUAACAUCGAUGUACAUUUGCAACCUCAUAGUAAAAGCCAUUGUGCAUUUCUUUUCAAAUCA
Theobroma umbraticum is the source of this 3250-nucleotide messenger RNA. RefSeq names its product CLEC16A-like protein. Gene Ontology annotation, cellular component: late endosome; Golgi apparatus. The record is from RefSeq and is a predicted model, not a curated record. Gene Ontology annotation, biological process: regulation of autophagosome maturation; endosomal transport; vacuolar transport. Lineage: Eukaryota; Viridiplantae; Streptophyta; Magnoliopsida; Malvales; Malvaceae.